This is a messenger RNA of Prorocentrum cordatum, 204 nucleotides long. The record is from the annotation of a GenBank genome assembly. NCBI's taxonomy places the organism in Eukaryota, Dinophyceae, Prorocentrales, Prorocentraceae.
CGCCACUGCCGGGAGGACGACGCGGACCUCGCCGCGGCCGCCAAGAUUCGUGGCGAGGAGGCGUCCGACUUCGCCCAGGAGGAGAAGGAGCUCACGGAGACCCUGUCCGCUAUCCAGAGGGCGAUCGGCAUCCUCGAGAGGCUCGGGCGGCCUGCGGCCGGCCUCGCCCCCCGCCUUUGGAGCGCCCUCCUCGACACGUCUUGA